Molecule: messenger RNA, 663 nt
Organism: Vicia faba (fava bean)
Lineage: Eukaryota; Viridiplantae; Streptophyta; Magnoliopsida; Fabales; Fabaceae
Source: the annotation of a GenBank genome assembly
AUGAAAAGAUUCAUAUGUGGUGGGGAUAUUUCUGACAAAAGCUGCUCAAUUGAGGAAGAUUUAGCUGAUGUUGAUACUUCAAUACAAUUUAAGAAUAUACCAGACUCUUUUGUCAAUCUUCCUGCCGAGUCAUAUCCACUUGUGAUAACAUUCAAGAAAUAUCUAAUGAUGCUUGAUGGAACUUUAGGGAAUUCUUAUUUUGAAAGAUUUAGUGAUCUAUCUUCUGAGAACCUUGGUGCAAGAUCUGUUGCUUUGGAGACUUUUAUAAGGAAGAAGGAAGUGACUUAUGACAGGUUUGAUGCAUUGUAUUGGCCGCAUUUCAAUUCCCAACAUACCAAGACGUUAGAUUCAUCCAGAGUGUUUAGAGAAAUUGUGUCACAUAUAAAAGGCGGUCUGCAAUCUGUGGAGUCUGAUGAAGGGAAGUUAAGUCGUCAGGAUUAUCUUUCAUUGUCUGAAAACCGAGCGUCAAGUUUAAGCAAGCAGAAGAGGGAGAUCAUUUAUGAUAUUUAUCAAAGUUAUGAGAGAAUGAAGAUGGAUAAAGGGAAAGUUUCGGAAACAUUUUUGUUGAAUCAGAACUUUCGGGCUCAUGCUGGAGUGCUUAAGUUAUCUCAGAGCACCAUUGAACUUCUUUUCCGAUUUUUCCGCAUUCAAUUGAUGUUUUAA